GGCUCGGGGCAGGGGGCGGGGCUAAGAGCGGGGAUGGCGGUAGCUGACGUACCCGCGCUGGCCGAGCAGCUAGGAUGCGCCGCACGAGUCUACGGGGUGCCGGGGGCCGCUCUGUCGUCCGGCUGUUUGGAGACCGUGAGGCAGCUGAGUGGGCUCUUCCGGGAGACGCUGCCCAGAGAAAUGGCAGAAGAGAGUAUAUUCCAGAAUCUCCUGGCAAUCCUAAUGAAAACCUCACGGGAAAUUGAAUUGGCCUGCAAGGACUCCUGUGAAUCAGUAAAUCUAGACAUGGACCUGCUGCUUAUAGCAGAAUGUUUUAGGUGCUUACGGAAUGCCUGUGUCCACUGUGCCAAGAAUCAACAUAUUAUAAGGAACCUGCAGUUAAUUGAUGUGUCUGUCCAUUUGAUCCAGUUGCUUCAUGAAUUAGAAAAUGAACAGGAAUUAUUAUUAACAGCUUUUCGUUGUAGCCUCCAGUUUCUUGGAAACCUUGCAGCAGGAAAUGAAGAUUCCCAGAAUAGCAUUUGGAAGUGCGCUUUCCCAGAUCUUUUCUUGACCUGCCUAAAUCACCAUGAUGCGAAAAUUAUUGCCUACUGCUGUAUGGUCCUGUUCACUUGCCUUAAUUCAGAGAAAGUGAGAGAACUACUGGAACAAAAUAACUUGAAUGUAGCCCUGGCUGUACUGAAAGUCUACAGGAAGCAGUUGGAGUCUGAAUGGUCGUUCCUGAUUGUUACAGACUAUUUGCUGAAAUGCCCAGAGUUGGUAAGAGCCAUGUAUGCCGAACUGAGCAAUCAAGAAAGGAUUACUUUAUUAGAAUUGAUAAUGGCCAAAAUAAGUGAGAAGAACCAAGUUACCAGUGAAGAAUUGACUGGGAUCUUGAAGCAAGCUGACUUUCUUGCAAACUGUUUCCAAGAAAAAUGUCAAACUGUGCUUAGAUUAACUUCUGCUUCCAAGAAUGAAGAUGAGGAAGCACUGGUUACAAUUCGGCUCCUUGAUGUUCUCUGUGAAAUGACUUCAAACAACAGACAGCUAGAACAUCUGCAAACUUGCCCUGGUUUGCUUGAGACAGCUGUUGAUACUUUGCGGUUAACUCACCUUGCUGGGAAGCAAGCUACAAAUGUCUUCACUGCCACUCAUUCUGUGACAGGGGAGGGAGAAAUUUCCCAUCCGGCUGUUGGUUUUAAAUCUCACCUCAUUCGCUUGAUUGGAAAUUUAUGUUACAAGAAUAAAGAAAACCAAGACAAGGUUUAUCUAUUAGAUGGAAUUCCACUGAUCCUAGACAACUGCAGCAUUGAUGACAACAACCCCUUUGUGAAUCAAUGGGCAGUAUAUGCAAUCCGAAAUCUGACAGAGCAAAAUGAAAGAAACCAAGCACUUAUUGCACGGAUGGAGCAACAGGGUCUGGCAGACAAUUCCAUCCUUGAGAACAUGGGUUUGGAGAUUGAGAAACGAGAUGAGAAGCUACUUCUGAAAUCUAAGAAAAAACCAUCAUCAGGAACAACCAAAUAAGGACUGCAGCUCAUAAGGAGGGUAUUUCUUAACUAAUACAAUAGGAAACUCCUGUUAAGAUUGCCCAUUUUUCAAUUUUAGUUCCAACCUUCUCAAAGUCCUUUUACAGAGAAAUUGUUAAAAGAAUAAUGGUCCCUCACUUCUAUAAAUGAAGACAUGUUUGUAAAGCAUGAAUUCUAGGGUAAAUACAACUACCUUUCUUCAGAACUUGGAGAUGUACUAAAAUUUGAUUAUUUCUUUGUUUCAUUAAUGGAAAAGUGUUAUACAUUGAGUAGAUGAAUUAGUACUUUAAAGUGGAGUGUUUAAAUAAUUGUAUUUAAUAUAUUAAAGUUAAUGAGAAAUUGCA
Messenger RNA from Alligator mississippiensis (American alligator), 1849 nucleotides. It is a transcript of the gene ATXN10, whose product is annotated as ataxin 10. Gene Ontology annotation, cellular component: cytosol. The record is from RefSeq and is a predicted model, not a curated record. The coding region runs from base 34 to 1503 and encodes 489 amino acids. Gene Ontology annotation, biological process: neuron projection development. NCBI's taxonomy places the organism in Eukaryota, Metazoa, Chordata, Crocodylia, Alligatoridae. The transcript has 11 exons.